Molecule: messenger RNA, 2476 nt
Organism: Trichomycterus rosablanca
Lineage: Eukaryota; Metazoa; Chordata; Actinopteri; Siluriformes; Trichomycteridae
Gene: ttpal
Product: tocopherol (alpha) transfer protein-like
Exons: 4
Coding region: 14-1027 (337 amino acids)
Cellular component (GO): membrane
Molecular function (GO): phosphatidylinositol bisphosphate binding
Source: RefSeq, a predicted model, not a curated record
ACACCCACCGGUAAUGGCAGAUCAGAGUGACCACACUGAUCCAGGUCCUCCAACAGACCCAGGGUUGGAUGUACGAUUUCCCACUGCUCCGCCACCUAUCUACUUGUGCACUCUGACACCAGAGCUGGAGGCAAAAGCACGAGAGGAGCUGCAGGAGAAGCCUGAGUGGCGCCUUCGGGAUGUGCAAGCUUUGCGUGACAUGAUUCUAAAGGAGCAUCCCAAUCUGAGGACACGGUUGGACGACACCUUCCUUUUGCGCUUCCUCCGGGCCAGGAAGUUCGACUACGACAGAGCACUGCAGCUGCUUCUUAACUACCAUAGCAGCAGAAGAGCCUGGCCUGAGGUCUUUCAGGACCUUAGGCCCUCCACAGUGAAGCAUGUACUCGAGUUGGGUUUCCUCACUGUUCUGCCAAGACCUGAUCCUCAAGGCCGCUACAUCUUAUGCUUACGGCCAGGAAAAUGGACACCAAAUGACUAUCCAUUUGUGGACAACAUACGAGCCAUUUAUUUGACAUUAGAAAAGCUGAUCCAACCUGAGGAGACUCAGGUGAAUGGAAUUGUCAUCCUGGUGGAUUACACUGGAGUUGGCUUGUCUCAGGCCUCUAAUCCAGGCCCGCUUCUAGCUAAGAAAGUUGUUAGCAUUCUUCAGGACGGAUUUCCCAUCAGAAUAAAGGCAGUCAAUAUAAUAAACGAGCCCAGAAUCUUCAAGGGGAUAUUUGCAAUAAUAAGGCCGUUUUUAAAAGAGAAGAUGGCUGAAAGGUAUGUCUUGCAUGGUUCGGACCUGUCAUCUCUUCAUCGGGUCAUCCCUCGCUCUGUGCUACCACAGGAGUAUGGUGGUGUAGAUGGGCGGUUGGACAUGACAGCCUGGUCUCGCACACUGCUGGAAGCUGAGGAGGAGUUUGUUGUUGAGUUUUGCCAGCCCAGCCCUUUUGAGGGGGCGCUACUGCCUGACUCUGAGCUCCUAUAUGGCGAACAUCCUGAGGACUCUUACAGAGGCUUACGCUCACAACUAUACUACUGCUACUAAACCCUGUCUGCUUUAAAUGUUGAUUUUUUUAUUAUGAUCAACGGUUAAAAUAUCAUUUUUUCUUAAAUACUUCAUUAUGCUAAAUGCUGUUAACUUAAAGGUAUUUAAAGAGUAUUAUUUAGUUACAAGCUGCUCACAGCAUUUUUUUUUCAUUGGAGUUCAAGUUUUUUUUAAUGAUGAGCAUUAUUAAUGCUUAAAAUGUGAUAUUUCAGGGCUGGUCCUAUCAAGGUGAUUAAUUGGAACGUUGUUUAUUAAUAUCUGAGGGAUGCAGAUUUGAUGUUGUUUGAGAUCAAAAUAUCAGUGUGUUGUUGUGUAAGCUUGUACUGUGUGAUUACAUGUGCAGAUGUUACCUAUAUACAGUUGAAGUGAAACGUUCACAUACACGAAUGUGGUCACUUCUCCUAAUAAUGGUUUAAUCAGGUGUUUGAGCCAUACUCAUUGCUAACAGGUGCAUAAAAUCAAUUCUAUACGAGAAAUUCAUUGCUUCCAAUUUCGUGGCAUCAACUUUGAAAAGGGCAUUUUCCGUUUCAGCAUGACUGUAUCCCUGGGCACAAAAUCUGGUCCAUAAAUACACAAUUUAAUGUUUGUUUUGGUUUAUUGUUCUGCUGAAAAACCCAGUUGUAUCCAAAAAGGGGUUUCUUCAUGACUUUGGCAAGUAGAUAGACAAUUGUUUUGACAGAUACCUUCACAAAGAAAGCUUAAAAGUGCCAUUCCUGACUUUUUAAGAUCUGUAUAGAGGUCUGUAGACCUGUUGUAAUGCCUGUAGCUCAGUCUGAUAGAUGCAGUCAAACUAGUCCUAUUAAUAUGGGCACAGAACUCACCAGCAUCAUAAUUACGAACUUAAUGACAUAAAAGGAACACUUUACACCAUACAAUUAAUAUUGUAUAUUUUUGACCCAGCAGAUUUAUCAAACUAUUUCAUAAAAUAGACAUUUUUUAUUGGACAAAAUCUUCAAUGGACAAACAAUUGUUCCAAUAGUUGCAGAAAUCAUUUCAAUCCAAAGACAUUAAUGAUAUACUUGUCCCUUAUGAGUGUAUGCCUUCUAUCUUCUAAUCUAUCAUGAAGCUUAAAGAAUGAUUGGGCACAGUUUGACUAAUGUGCAUUUGCGCUGUUUCUGUUUCAUGUUUAUGCCUUUUGUUUUCUGUUCAGGCUUGGUGUGUUAGGUUAGGUAUGUGUUCAGAACUUGGUUCACAAUGGAAUUCAGAACUUAUUAUUUCUUGCCAAAUUUAUAAUGACAGUUUAAUGUUCUGUGAAUCAAUGUGUAGGUUAGCUGAUAUUAUAUUUUUAUUCUAAAUAUCAAAUACAUUUAUUUAUUGUCCUAUGGGGAACUUUAUGGUGUUCUAAGUAUUGUAACCUAGUAAGGUUUACAUUUUUGUAAGUCUAUCAAUAUUAUGUUUUGAUUUUAAAAAAUAAGCUCAAUAAACAGUUACCGAAUUUUCAGAAUGAAA